Molecule: messenger RNA, 5233 nt
Organism: Chlamydomonas reinhardtii
Lineage: Eukaryota; Viridiplantae; Chlorophyta; Chlorophyceae; Chlamydomonadales; Chlamydomonadaceae
Exons: 5
Coding region: 182-3703 (1173 amino acids)
Source: RefSeq, a predicted model, not a curated record
GUUCAGUUGCGCAAGUAAACAUACAUGCGCGCGUUGCACGCGUGUCUGCUAGUCUUCUUCCAUAGCUUCAUAGCCAGUACAGGUCUGCCUGAAGGGCUCAGUCGCCUUCGUGGGCUCAUUAUAGACCACAGAUGAGACUUUAGAGACACUUGGCCUGAUGUCAGCUCAGUCGCCGGCUGCUAUGGAGUCUGAAGGCCGAGUUCUCAUCCUCACGCCGAGGUCUGCCAAGGCCAAAUCACUCAUCGCGACGGUGGAGCACAAGAGGCGUGAUCAGGUGGCUGCGGGGGAUAGGGUUGACCUGGACGACGCCAACGGUGUGUUUCGACACGCACUCCGUGCUCACGCAGCAAACAUGGCCGUCCACGUAGACAUGAUUGCCGGCGUGGGCCCAACACAGCGCCAGCUUCCACGCAAGUCUGCAGCACGUGUGCAGUACGAGGACGCAGCCGCAGCCGCGGCAGUGGAUGAGUACGAGCUGGAGGAGGGCGAGGAGGAGGGCGAGCAACAGGAGGUCACCGCCAUCACCAGACCGCGCGUGCCGGCCCUUCAGCUUCCCGGCGCAGCGUCUGUCACUGCGGCUCGCGGUGACACGGCCACCUGGGCCUCCGCUCGAGAGCCCUCUGCUGCUGCGUCUCCACGCCGCCACGCCGCCUCCAGCCCUCCUGCGGUUGCUGCUGCUGCCGCCGCCAACGUCAACGCUGGUUCCAUCAGCGACAACUUCGGCGACACAGAUGGUGCUGACCCUCCGCUGCACCUGCCGCGCACCGAGCAGCUGCUGCUGGCGCUGAAGAGGUAUACAGGCGGCCCCAGCAGCCCCGGCGCCGCCCACGGAAGCCAGCGGAGCGUCUGCCUCAGUGAGCAGCAGAGCCCACUGCCCUCACCGCGCCAGGCCCCAGGCGACGGCAGCAGCGACUACCGGGGCGCUUACGCUGCUGCAGGCGGCGUCACCACACCUCCUCUCUCCCCACGGCCAAUGACGUCUCCCAGCGGCCCCCCCGGCACCGACACCGGUGCCAAGCGCGGGAGCCAGUACGGCGCGACCGUGCCGCCGCCCGGUUACCCGAGCAUGCCACCCUCCGCCACCGCCACCAACGUCGUCUCGCGCUCGCUCACGCCGCGGCAGAUGCAAAAGGCGCUGGCUGCAAUGGCUGGUGCCGGAGGUGGCGGCGGCGCCGACGCGGACGCCGCGGCUCUUGCGCCCACCCGCAGCGCUGCGUCCUUCACCGCGGCAGUGGGCGGCUGCCACCGGCCCACGUUGACGCAGCUGUUUCCCGAGGGCGGCGUGGGGGGGCAGGCCGGAGGUGCGGUAACAGCAGGCGAUACUGAUGGCCUCGGUUACGCUGCCGUGCAAUGCGGCACGAGCCACAGCUUCAGCGGCCCAACCCUGCGGCGGCCACCGCAGCGCCGCGGCAGCAUGGCAUUGCUGCCCAGCAGCGGCGCUGCUGGCGGCAUGAACCCAGCGUCGCAGGCGCUAAGGCCGACCAUGGUUCGGAACAACAUGGCCCGCCUAACCCGCAGGAGUGAUACGUCUGGCGAGCUGCAACCGUACCCUUACGCCGUCGUUCCGAUCGAUACUGAUGCCGCUUUCGCCGUUGGCACUAGCGUCGCGGCUUCGCCCGUGUCACCAGUGAAAACGCCCGCUGCUGCUGGCGCCAGCGGCAGCGGCGGGGCACAUCGCGGUUUGCGCGCAGCGGCGGAGGCGCUCUUCAGCAAGGUCAGCCGCAGCCCUGCUCGCGGCGCCGCUGCCGGCGCCCAGGAGUGGUACUUUGCCUCAGAUGCCGCCCCGGGCCAGCCGCCUCUAUCGCCAUCUGCCCUCCGAUUUGCGUCGGCGAGUGGCGGCGGCGCGGGUGCGGCCUCACCAUUCGCAACAGCCGCUGCUGGCGCGAGCGUAUAUGUGGCACGCACGGGCAGCAGCGGACUCACCAGCCCCAUUGCCAACACGGGUACCUCCUCAGCCGCGAAUCUGUUUGCGGGCAUGACCGCUGCUGCUGGGGGCGCCAAUGGAGCGCCAAGCAGCGGCGGUGGAGGCAGCGCGGGUGGCAGUGCGACGACGUCUCUGAGAGCUCGAGUGGCGCCGCCGAGCCCGCUGCAGGUCGCGGCAACGCAGAGCGGCGAGGCUUGGUUUGUGGAACGGACUGCUUCAGCCAUGCAGCAGGCUAGCGCCUCCGCCUCCGCCUCCUCAGGCCGGCGGCUGCCCACGCCUUCCGCCCUCUCCGCCGUGGGUCGCGGCAGCUUCACCAGCAGCGCCGCCGUCAGCCCGGGUGGCAGUAGCGCCAUGCCCCGGUUGCUGCCUUCGCUGCCACAGCCGCCGUCUGCGUCAGUCGCCAUAUGCCCCUCGCCCCCAGCCCGCGCGCCGGAGGCCCCUGGAGGUGUGGCGUCUUUCGCUGCUACUGCCACUGCGGCUGCUACUGCCACUGCCGGCCCAGCAGCUACUGCCGCCGAUAGCAGCGACGCCGGCUGCGUGUGUGCGCCCCUGCAGGUGCUGCAGCCGACGCCACCGCCACCUACUGCCGUCCGUCGCGGACGCGUGCGCGCCAGUGCUAGCUGCUACCUCACGGCUGCAGGCGAUGCCGUGGCCGACGCCUACGCCCACGCCGCCUUCGCGCAAAAGCCUCGCUCCCUCGGCCCCACCAGCAACUCAGCACCUCUGCAAGCAUCGAUAAAGCCGCCACAGCCGCUGCCCCUGAUGCCGUCCACGCCGGCUACCUCCAGCGCGCAGCCGGCGGCGUAUUUUUCGUCAGCUGCCUCCUCUGCGUCCUACGACGGCGGUCCGCCGAGCAGCCCCGCUGCUGCUGCUGCUGCUGCUGCUGCAGCGUCCGGUUUCAUGGGCGCGUCGCCCACAGCAGAGCAGCCGCCGUUGCUGCUGCCACACGCCGCGCAUGAUGGUGAGGCCUUUGCCUUUCAGCAACAGCCCGUCACGGCUUCUGCAGCGGCCGCAGCGAUAGACGUGGUCCGCGCGCCUGCGCCAAGCCAAGGCUCCUCAGGCCUGCACGCAGCAGGGCGAACAGCAGCUGCGGGCGCCUUUGCCCCUCCGCCGCCACCGGUGCGCGCGCACGCAAUGACCUCAGCCCUCGGCGACAUGAGCUUCGCCGGUAGCGACGGUGGCAGCAGCGCCUGCCCCUUCCCGCGGCCUGUCCCGGCACCAUCCCCAACAGCCGCCGCGGCCGACGCGGCUCCGCGCGCUGAGGCGGCGGAGGGCACGCCCGUCGUCUCCGCAGCCGCACAUGCCUCCGCGGACGACAUCACGUCGUCGGUUUCCAACUGCGCCGAGGUGCUGGAGAGCCUUAGCUGCUGGGCGGGCGCGUUCAACGACGCCGCUGCCGCCAGCGACCGGGUGUUCGGCUCCAUGCACGGCGUCCAAAGCUUCGGACGCACGGCGUGGGUAGCGCGCUCACGCGAAGAGUCGCUAGGCUGGCCGCGGGCAGCAGCAGCAGGAGCAGCUGUGUUGCAGUUGCCGGUCGUCUGUCAGUGGGCUGCUGCCGAGGAGGAGGAGGUGAUUAAGGGAGGCGCAAAGGUGGAGACUGGCGUGGUCGGUAGCGGUGCCGCCCACAAGGCGCCGGCUGAUGCUGGUGCUGACGAGGGCGGUGCUGGCACAGUCCCGACUCCUGCCCCUACUGCUGCUGGCAACGCCAGCAGCGGCAUCAUGAGCCGCAUGAAGCGGGCGCUGCUGUCAGGCGCUGCGGCGGGCGCCGGCAGUAGCUAACUGACGACCGCCGGCACGCCCGAUGGGCGGUGGCCGCUGUGGGAUCAGGCGCGGAAGGCGCCGACAGCGCAUGCAGCUGCUGCGUCGCCGGAAGGGCUUUCAAGAUUGAGCCUGGGGACUGAACACGCGCCAAUUUCUCAUGCUCUGAACAGCAUUCAUUCUGCUGAAGCACCUGUCGAGGACAGGAAUAUGGGCAGUAGGGCAAAGGCGGGGGCAUGAAUGGAAGAGCUGGUGGGGGUUAAUUAUGCGUGUCAUUUGUCACCGUGCUAGCUUCGUACCGGGGUCUGUUCAUGACACGGAAAUGUUUGAAGCAAAAGCCAAUGCAUAUCUUCGUACUCGUGUUGCGUUUGCAAAUACUUCCGUAGGCCCUCGUAGGGCGCACCAGCCGUGUCAAUUUGCGGCUGAGCGUUCGUUUAAAUCUUGCGCCACAUUAAUGAAUGCGACAUACCAAGAACGAACAGUCCGACCAGCAGCACAGGUGCACCGCACCCACGCCAUGAGGGACCAUCUUCGGCUCAGUGAGGAACCGCCCCCCGCUGGUUGGCGGCCGACCUAGGCGCACUGUAUUAGGGUAUCCACAUGAUUAUGGUGGAACGAGACAUGCAGAAACCUGUGUGAUUCUGGCGGUAACGUUGGCAUACAGAGUCCCGUAUUCAUGCUACGGCUUCUAAGCCUUUAAGAAUUGUGCACGUCGGCAUUUUACGUUUGGAUAUCAGCGUGUGCACGGUAUGCCGCACCUAUGCAGGCCUGCUGUAGAAGCACGUGCCAUGCGUUAGCACAACUGCAUUUUGCUUUUGACAGCCGUGUGCCAGUCGACAACGCUUUGUCCUUUCACUUGGUGUGGCAAGUGGCAGGGGCAGUGCUUGCGGAGGAGCGAGGUGCAGCUUGAGGAAGAUAGGCUUAUAAGGAGUCACGACACGCAUACGCAUUCCCUUUUCGAUGCAUUGUGCUUACCAAAUGUACGUGCGACGUUCUCAAACGUGACGUGCAAAUGCGCACUCUGACUUUCAGAUCUAGCGUGCACGUGCACGGACUCCGAAGUAGCACGUUUGAACUCACGGACCCAAACCCAACCCAACAUAUGAAUCAUGCUGAGAAGUGAGCGUAAUGUGAUUCGUGCCAGAUGGUUUUACGUUCUUACGUUUUACUUUGUUCAUAGAGGAUGUGCCACUGUUCGCGGUGCCGAGUGCUGCCUACCCUAGACCGCCGCGCCUUGCUGUGCUCGAGCAUGACAUGAAGGUGGCCCCCUCUACGUGCCGGCUAGUUAGAGGGCAUGUCGUGAGGGGGGUAAUGAUUACGGCAGUCAUGGCGGAUCUCGACCCUGUGCCCGCAAGUGCGGGGUUCUGGUGCUCUAAUGCAUGCAUGUCCUGCUGACUUCCAUGCUUACUAGCAUUGGCAAGUGCCUCGAAGGCAACAGGGCUUACUUGGCGUGCACAUUCUACGCCUAGAUAGCAAGCCCGUCUUCUCCACGAUGUGCACUGUGCAGCCCCGCAACAUGCUUGCAGCCCCAACGUGUAAUCAUUAUGCGUC